GAAUUCUGAUUUAAAAGCGAGUCUUUAAAUGUAUCCUACCACAGCCAGUUCAAUGAAUUUUAGUGUGUGUUAUCAGAAAAGUACUAUCAUUAUUGCUUUAUAAACAACAAUUAAAAGUAUUACGGGGCUAAAUUGUUCCAUUCUUUAAUUCGUUCAAAAUCCAAGUAGAACAAUAACUGAAAGCAAAUAAAACAAUUAAAUGAGAUAGUGUUUUAUGAAGUAAUUUAGUCCGGUGCAACAGAUCUCGAUCGCGUUAUGUGCAAUACUUCUGGUAUCCUCGUGCUUCUAGUGCUACUGCUAGCUACGGGCUAUUAUUGUCAAAUUGAAGACCAGUCCUACUGGAGGCAAUUGGGAAAGUAUGAGUUGGCCAAAGCGUUGCAAAAGGAAAACAUUGAUGAUGUAGCAAAGAACGUCAUCUUAUUUGUGGGAGAUGGAAUGGGACCUACAACUGUAACAAGUGCUAGAAUUUAUCGAAAAGGCGAAACUGGCCAUCUAGCAUGGGAACAUUUUGACAAUAUAGGAGUCUUAAAGAUUUACUCAGCAAAUAAAUUAGUACCCGACUCAUGCAGCACUGCUACAGCCCUAUUUUCGGGAAUAAAAGCUAAUCAUAAAACUUCAGGAGUGGACCACACUGUAAACGUGAACGAUUGUGAUGCAUCUCUAAAGAAAUCUGCACAGUUGGAAAGUUUUAUUGAUUGGGCGCAAGAGGCAGGAAAAUCUACAGGCUUCGUCACCACUACUAGAGUAACUCAUGCAACUCCAAGCGCUCUCUAUGCACAUACCCCAAAUAGACGGUGGGAAUGUGAAGCGAAUGUUCCCUUAGAAUCAUCAAAUUGCAAAGAUAUUGGCUAUCAACUUGUGAAUGAAAGUCCUGGGAAAAACAUAGAGGUAAUAAUGGGAGGCGGAAGACAGUGCCUAGUAGCAAAUGUUACCGGCACCCCAGCAGACCCUCUGGAUACGUGGUCCUGUAUUAGCAAACAAAAAGGAAGAGAUUUAAUUACCGAUUGGAAAACCGAUAAAAGCUUAAGACAGGUUACGUAUCAAGUGCUGGAAAAUAAUGAGAAUUUGGAAAAUAUGGACGAAUCAAUGGAGUACACAUUAGGAAUAUUUGCAAAUGGACAUUUAAAGCUGGACUACGAAAGAGAUAGCGGUCCUGAAGGAAUGCCUUCACUUAGUGAUAUGACGGCUGCCGCUAUUAAACUGCUACGCAAGAACCCGAAUGGUUACGCACUAAUGGUGGAAGGUGGCAACAUAGAUCAAGCUCACCACAGAGGUCAUGCCAGAAAAGCUCUGGAUGAAACUGCCGCUCUAAGCGAUGCUGUUGAGGUGGCCCUCAAUAUGACCGACGAACUGGAAACUCUCAUUAUAGUCACCAGUGAUCAUUCACACUCAAUGUUGCUGACUGGAUACCCAGAUAGAACUCAAGGAGUACUAAGCUACUCUACAUCGGAAAUGGACGAAAGACCGUACACAAAUCUUGUCUAUGGAACGGGAGGACCUAAUAAUUACCAGUUUUACGUUGAAAAUGAUACUGUUCAAAGAGUUGAUCCAACUACAGAAAACAUGACGGAUUUCGAAUAUUCUCAACAAGCUGUCGUUUAUAAUGACGAAGUUACUCACAGUGGAACGGAUGUACUAGUAUACGCUACCGGUCCUAUGGCACAUUUAUUCAACAGCGUCCAUGAACAAAGUUAUGUUGCAUAUGUCAUCAGUUACGCGUUGCAGAUUGGUGUUUUUGAAGGAUAUGAAGCGGACCCUGAGGAAUCAGCAGCAAUGUAUUACCAUUGCUCUUGGGUCCCAAUAGUCGGUGUAUUUCUGCUAUUCAUAUACCAGCUAAUGUGUUAAUCGUCUUGCAGUGUUUCUUAAAAUAAUGCCCAUUUAAUUCUAUAUUAUGGAAAAUGUUUGUCGCUUUUGCUGCAUCUACUUGGGAAGUAUACCUAUUAUAAAACGGUGCUUUUAAUCUCAUAGACGUAUUGCUAUUUAGUAAUAAGAAUGAUAGAAUAAUAGGCAAUUUGUAGUUAAAAGAGUAAAUAAAAGUAAGAAAAAUUGAUAUAUCGCA
Dendroctonus ponderosae (mountain pine beetle) is the source of this 2059-nucleotide messenger RNA. RefSeq names its product alkaline phosphatase, tissue-nonspecific isozyme. Gene Ontology annotation, biological process: dephosphorylation. Gene Ontology annotation, molecular function: alkaline phosphatase activity. The transcript is spliced from 9 exons. Bases 256 to 1845 code for a protein of 529 amino acids. The record is from RefSeq and is a predicted model, not a curated record. NCBI's taxonomy places the organism in Eukaryota, Metazoa, Arthropoda, Insecta, Coleoptera, Curculionidae.